Molecule: messenger RNA, 1541 nt
Organism: Exophiala viscosa
Lineage: Eukaryota; Fungi; Ascomycota; Eurotiomycetes; Chaetothyriales; Herpotrichiellaceae
Product: polysaccharide pyruvyl transferase-domain-containing protein
Exons: 3
Coding region: 180-1436 (418 amino acids)
Source: RefSeq, a predicted model, not a curated record
CGGACACCAAGCACUCAGGGCAAAAUGUCAUUCAAGGAGAAAAGGGGUCGUUCUGAGGCAGUGCAUGCUCCACAUUCCGCAAGAAAAGUGUAGAGAACAUCUACACCCGUUAUGUUCAGCGCCAGGGAGAGAAGCAUACUCUGUCGUGUCUCUUGAUAACCACAGCAGCAACACUCAACAUGCUCGCCCUUGCCUCUAGCAGGUUUGGUCGCGGCAUGCUCGCCGUGGCCGCCCUGCUCAUCACUUUGAAGCUCUUGCUCGUACUUGGGGGAAGCGACUUCGGUCCGUCGUUACCAACAACUGAUUCAUUCUCGAUGCCGUGGGGCCCGUCUUCAGCGUUCUCAAACAGCGUCAGCAACAAGAACAUUUCAUACGACCUGAGCACGCCGCCCAGUCAUGGAUGCGAGUCACUGGUCAAUGACCUCCAGCAGCGGCUCAUUCAUCAUUACUCGAAGGCACUCAAGGGCAUAAGAUAUGCCAAUAUUUGGGGUUAUCUGGAGACCGAGAACAAGGGCGACGCCGCCAUCUGGUCUGCCCAGCAGAUUCUUCUCAGUAUGCUGGGUAUAGAAACCAUGGAAGCUUGUCGAUUUCUCAAUAAGUGCGAUCUCGAUAAGUUCACGGGUAGGCUAGAUGAACACAGGCCUCAUUCCGCCAUCAUCAUGGCUGGUGGUGGCAAUUUUAACGAUUUCUAUUGGGAAGACCAGCCGUCACGCAUGAAGAUGAUCGAGACCUUCACCAACGUCUCGGUGCGUGCCUUUCCCCAGAGCAUCUAUAUGACGAAACAGAAUCGCAUCCAGGCCACCAAGCAAGCUUUCAAGAAGCAUCACGAUCUGCAGUUGGUGGCCCGCGACGAUCCCAGCCACAAGUGGCUUCUCGACACGUUCGGAAACACCAAAGGUAUCGAAACCGAUCUCGUCCCCGACAUCGCUUUCAUGUGGGGAAAUCGAUCCGAUUUUCGAACCAAUACCCAGAAGACCCACGACGUCCUGAUUCUCGCACGAGAUGACUGGGAGGUCUCCGCCGGCAAGUCGAAAGAGAUUGCAUGGGGCGAAGGCAAGCUCGACCUGGGAGGCCACAUCGGUAACGUCUCGUACCAGAAAGUCGACUGGAAAGUGACCAAGACUCCUGAUAUCAAUGGCAAAGAGGGCGACAAAGACUCGACUCGCGAGAAUGGCAAGAACCAGCGCGCGUGGGCCAAGGCCAUUGCCGGAUUUGAGCUGCUGGGCUCAGCGGAGUUCGUCAUUACAGACCGCCUCCACGGGCACAUCCUCGCGACGGUCAUCGGAGUGCCACACAUUCUUAUAGACAGCAAACUUGGCAAGAACCUCAACUUCCACAAUACGUGGACGCGUGACUGCGAGUGUACACGCAUUGCACCUGACAUGAACACGGCCCUCGAUCUAGCACGCAUGUUCUUCGAGAAAAAUGGCAAUUGAGAUGGGCAUGUUGAUACUAGUAUAAAUACGAUUUUUCCCAUGUUUCCAAUCCUUCUUAUCUGGACAGUUGCGCACAAGUAGUCGAAAGAAAAAAGCAUUCUUCAC